CUGCAGGGUGCUCUCCAUCGUGCUCCGUCCGAGUCUUAGCUCUCGCACUGUUUCUCAGACGCGCGCUCAUUAUCCAUCUCCUCAAAAGAUGUCGAACCCUAGGGUCUUCUUCGACGUCACGAUCGGCGGAGAGCCGGCCGGCCGGAUCGUGAUGGAGCUCUUCGCGGACACCACCCCGCGCACCGCCGAGAACUUCCGGGCGCUCUGCACCGGGGAGAAGGGCGUCGGCCGCAGCGGGAAGCCGCUCCACUACAAGGGGUCGCCGUUCCACCGGGUGAUCCCGGGGUUCAUGUGCCAGGGCGGCGACUUCACCGCCGGCAACGGGACCGGCGGGGAGUCGAUCUACGGGUCCAAGUUCGAGGACGAGAACUUCGUGAGGAAGCACACGGGGCCCGGGGUGCUGUCCAUGGCGAACGCGGGGCCGGGGACCAACGGGUCGCAGUUCUUCAUAUGCACGGAGAAGACGCCGUGGCUGGACGGCAAGCACGUGGUGUUCGGGCAGGUGGUGGAAGGGAUGGACGUGGUCAAGGCCAUAGAGAAGGUCGGGUCCAGCUCCGGCAGGACCUCCAAGCCCGUCGCGAUAGCUGACUGCGGUCAGCUCUCUUAACUUUGCAUAGUUCUGUACUGCACUGCGGCUUGGCCGGGUGUUUCCUGGAUAUAUGUAGCAAUAUGAUCUGAGCUAUCAAAAUGCGGUGGUUCUGUUGGGGCUUUUAACGUGGCGAGCUAUCUAUAAAGUUCCCUCUAGUAUUUAAUAAGACUGUAAUUAUGUCGUUAAUCCCAAUUGAACUCGGUGAUCCUUUUGCUUUG
Rhodamnia argentea is the source of this 807-nucleotide messenger RNA. Its product is annotated as peptidyl-prolyl cis-trans isomerase-like. The record is from RefSeq and is a predicted model, not a curated record. Lineage: Eukaryota; Viridiplantae; Streptophyta; Magnoliopsida; Myrtales; Myrtaceae. Gene Ontology annotation, biological process: protein peptidyl-prolyl isomerization; protein folding. The coding region runs from base 89 to 607 and encodes 172 amino acids. Gene Ontology annotation, molecular function: peptidyl-prolyl cis-trans isomerase activity. The transcript has a single exon.